Paramecium sonneborni is the source of this 857-nucleotide messenger RNA. Lineage: Eukaryota; Ciliophora; Oligohymenophorea; Peniculida; Parameciidae. The record is from the annotation of a GenBank genome assembly.
AUUUAUUAAAAUAUUUAAAUUCUAAAAACAUUGUAAAAUGAUUGGAUUUUUAUAUUUAAAUGAAUGAAAAAAAUAACAAUUAAUUUAUUUAAAUAAAUAAAUUUUUAGCUUAAAAUAUGGCAUAAAAAUAACCUGUUUAAAUUGCUGCUGAAUUUAAAUUAGUAUUAGUUGGUGAUGGAGCAGUUGGAAAGACUACAUUUGUAAAGAGACAUUUGACUGGAGAAUUUCAAAAGUAAUAUUUAGGUAAAUGAUUUAAAUUUGUUUUUAGCCACAUAAGGAGUCGAAGUUAGUUAAAUUGUAUUUUAUACUACUCAUGGUCCGAUCAGAUUAGUAAUUUGGGAUACUGCAGGAUAAGAACAGUGGGGUGGACUAAUUGAAGGAUAUUAUAUUGGUGCUCAUUGUGCCAUUAUUAUGUUUGAUGUAACAUCAAGAACCUCAUAUAAAAAUGUACUAAAAUGGCAUAAAGAUCUAAAUAGAAUUUGUGAUAAAAUACCUAUAGUUUUAGUCGGAAACAAAGUAUUAUUUUUCACUUAAAUCUUAGGUUGAAUCAAAAGAUAGAAAAGUCAAGCCCAGAUAAAUCACAUUCCAUCAUAAAGUUAAUAUAAAAUAUUAUGAUGUUUCAGCAAAAUCAAACUACCAAUAUGAAAAGCCCUUCCUAUAUUUAUUAAGGAGAUUAGCAAAGUAAUUUUAUAUUUUUAUUAUUUAGUGAUGGAAAUCUUUCAUUAAUCUAGGCUUUGGCUGUUUUACCACCUGAAAUUUAAAUGGAUGCAAAUCAAAUUGCUUAACUUCAUGAAGAUUAAAAAAGGGCUGGAGAAUUAGAUUUAUCAGAUGAAUAAGAUGAAGAAUUCAAUAAUUGA